Ogataea polymorpha is the source of this 2031-nucleotide messenger RNA. RefSeq lists its product as uncharacterized. The record is from RefSeq and is a predicted model, not a curated record. The transcript has a single exon. The coding region runs from base 96 to 1544 and encodes 482 amino acids. Gene Ontology annotation, molecular function: RNA polymerase III general transcription initiation factor activity; RNA polymerase III type 3 promoter sequence-specific DNA binding; TBP-class protein binding. Gene Ontology annotation, biological process: DNA-templated transcription initiation; transcription by RNA polymerase III; transcription preinitiation complex assembly. NCBI's taxonomy places the organism in Eukaryota, Fungi, Ascomycota, Pichiomycetes, Pichiales, Pichiaceae. Gene Ontology annotation, cellular component: transcription preinitiation complex; nucleus; transcription factor TFIIIB complex.
CAUCUGACCUAGCAUGUGCCAGAUGUGGUACUGUUAUUGAGGAAAACCCAAUCGUACUUGAGGUCACCUUCGGGGAAGCUCCGUCAGGAGCUGCCAUGCUUCAAGGAUCCAUAGUUGGUGCGGACCAGACUAGAGCGAACUUUGGUAAUAAUCGUGGAUCUCUUGAUUCGCGUGAGCAAACUCUACAAAAUGGUAAGAAACGGAUAAGAAACGUUGCUGCGGCUCUCAAAAUCAAAGAUUAUAUAGCCGAUGCGGCUUGCCAGUGGUUCCAGCUGGCUCUGACCAACAACUUUGUACAAGGACGACGCUCGCAAAAUGUUGUUGCAGCAUGUUUGUAUAUUGCGUGCAGAAAGGAGAAGACGCAUCACAUGUUGAUAGAUUUUUCUUCUCGCUUACAGAUAUCGGUGUACGCUGUUGGAGCUACUUUUUUGAAGAUGGUGAAAGCUCUCCACAUCACAUCUUUGCCUCUGGUUGACCCAUCGCUUUUCAUCCAGAACUUUGCAGAGAAAUUAGAUUUUGGUCGCAUGCUGCCAAAGGUGAUCAACGAUGCCAUCAAGCUUGCACAUCGAAUGAGUGAAGAUUGGAUUCAUGAGGGAAGAAGACCUGCAGGUAUCGCGGGGGCAUGUAUUCUUCUGGCUGCGCGAAUGAACAACUUCAGGAGAACGCAUUCCGAAAUUGUUGCCGUUACACAUAUCGGCGAAUCUACAAUCCAAAAAAGACUUAAUGAAUUUAAGAAUACAAACGCAUCAGGAUUGACUGUUGAAGAGUUCCGUGAGCGUGGCCAAGUCAAAUCUACUCUUCCACCCUCAUUUCAGAAAAAUCGGAAAAGUGAGAAGAAACUAAAAAGCCAGUUGCAAAGAACGAACCCUGAGGAUGUUACCAACGACCCUGUACUUGCUGCCAUUCUGGAAGACUCUAAACUUUCGGAGAAGGAAAUCCAGGAACAUGUGAAAAGAGUACUCCAGCGACAGAAAAGAGAUAAACUGCGCAAGCUGAAUGCUACUAUAGGCGAAGAGAACGAAGAGGAGGAGGAAGCGACGUCAGUCCAAGAUCUGGAAUUUGAACGAAUGAUUGAGCGAAACCGGCCUCGAAAUCUUUUGAAGGCACUGCCCAAGACGGAGGCUCUGCUUUCUAGAAUCCCUGAUGACCCUGACAAUCUCGACGAUGCUGACGAUGAUGAGAUCAACAAUAUUCUGCUGACCGAGGAGGAAAGUAAACUGAAGGAGCGCCUUUGGGUGGGUUCAAAUCAGGAGUUCUUGUUGGCUCAAGAAACAAAACGCCUCAAAGAAGAUGCAGACAGAAUAGCGGGCCACAACCAGCAUCCCAAGAGAAGAAAACGUGCCGCGAAAACAGAAGAUAAGGGCAACGAUCUCAAGAGCGAAUACGGUGAGUACUUAUCGGGUGCGUCUUCACACCUUGGCCUGACGGCCGCCUUGAAUCAGGAACUUUCAGCUGCUGAUAGUGCGAAAAGUAUGCUGAAGAACAAAUCCCUGAGCAAGAAAAUCAACUAUGAAGCAGUCAAUGAGCUAUUUGAUGAUAACUAGAACUUAAAUAAUUAAUAGAUUCGCUCAAUCGCUCAGCUCUCUCGUCUUAAUUAUUUUCCUAUUCUACCAUACCCCUGGCAGGUAACACAAACUAAGUCAUCAUCUCGAAUACCCUGUCCUUUACACUUCGGACAUAAAACACCACCUAGCUUAGGAUCACCAGGAAGAAUAUUCCGAGCCUUUUUUUCUGAUAUCUUAUCAAUCGCGUAGCCGACUCCCAUGAUCGCUAGUCCAACGAGUCCCCCAUGGCGAGGAUGGCCAUAGACCGUUCCGGCACCAAGAUUCCUACGACAUCCUCUAUGCAAACCUCUUGGACUGCCUCUGCAUCGGCAUUGCUUGGAAACUAUCUCCUGUAUAGGUCUCUCUCUUUGAACGCUCGGAGUUGAGUGUGUAGCAGUGGACGUCUCGCCAACUGCUUCAAAAUAGGAUGGGGGUUGUUCUUUGGAAUCUAAACUCAUUGCGUCUUCGGUUCUGCUUUUAGUUUGCC